Messenger RNA from Hyaloscypha bicolor E, 2478 nucleotides. RefSeq lists its product as uncharacterized. Gene Ontology annotation, cellular component: Golgi membrane. Gene Ontology annotation, biological process: pyrimidine nucleotide-sugar transmembrane transport. The coding region runs from base 1 to 2478 and encodes 825 amino acids. Gene Ontology annotation, molecular function: pyrimidine nucleotide-sugar transmembrane transporter activity. The transcript has 9 exons. The record is from RefSeq and is a predicted model, not a curated record. NCBI's taxonomy places the organism in Eukaryota, Fungi, Ascomycota, Leotiomycetes, Helotiales, Hyaloscyphaceae.
AUGCAGGUUCCACAAUUCCCAGAAUCAUGGCAGAUUGGCUUGCAGAGUGCAGCGUACUUGUCGGCACUAUGUUUAGUCGCCAUUCAAGUCGGUAUCGGGAUUAUCAUGAAAUCCUCUCAAACAGGGGGGAAAUACACAUUCUCAUCAUCCGGUUUGGUCAUCAUAUCCGAAUUCCUGAAAAUGAUUCUCUCUGCAUCACUCCUACUCCGACAUUGUAUGAAACAGUCUCGAAAUCGUGCAGAAGAGUCAGGUCCUGGAUACGCGCUUUUGAUUCCUGUCGCCCCGUCACCGAGGUCAAGUUCGCCCGAUGAGUUGAUUGGAUUGAAAAGCAUCGAAGAAGAGGAGGAGAAAGCUUCGCAAGAAACAUUGCGAGAGGAUGUCGAACUCGGCCACGAUAUUCCAGUUCUUAAAACGAACCUUUUCGUAUCGUGGGUGGCGGCUCUCGGUGAAGUGUCUGUAGAGACGAGAUACGGAUUUGCCAACUUGGCGUUGCUGUAUUGCCUGAUCAACAACACUAUCUUCGUUUCGUACAAACUUGCGGAUCCUGGGACCAUUGCUCUGACGAGAUCUGGCGUCAUCUUCAUCACAGCAUUCGUCAUGGUUACGGCACUCCGAAGCAAAAUCACCACAGUCCAGUGGGUAGCAAUCGUGAUACAGCUGUGUGGCCUCAUUACCACGCAAUACCGUCCAGAAGUGGGUAGCUCAUACCCAUACUCCACAUACAUUGUGUUACUGGCCCAAGUUUUCGUCAGCUCAGUUGCUGGAGUAUACAACCAGUCUCUGUUAAAGGGUGACUCUGCAUCAUUGCAUGCGCAAAAUACGAUGCUGUAUGCUUUCGGCGUUGUCAUCAACGCCAUGAUCCAUACUACCAUCCGAAUCGUCAAGCCUGAAGAACCAAGUCUGUUUGCUGGAUAUACUAACCUUCCUUCAUACCUUGUCAUACUCAGUAACGUCUUUAUUGGACUCGCAAUUACUGCUGUUUAUAAAUAUGCGGAUGCCGUGAUCAAAUGUCUGGCUACAGCGGUUGCAACAGGAAUACUUCUCUUCCUUUCCCCCGCAAUCUCUGGGACUUCAAUGACUCCGCUCGCGGUUCCAGGAGGGUUGAUAGUUUUCAUCUCAUCGUGGCUAUACGUCACUUCUCCUGCGGUGUUAAUAAAAUUCAUUAUCCUCCCCUUCGCAACAAUAACCACAAUCCUAAUCAUCACCCUCCUUGAGACCGUAUCUUUUUCAGACCACAUUUCCAAACCUACCUCGCCAAACACAUCCAUCAUCCAUUCCCCCUUCAACACUACACUGGGCUUCAUGAAAUGGAACCACCACCUGCCCGACCGCAUCCCGUUGAUACAGAAAUACGAACCUUUCUUCCACACCAUACACUACAGCAUGCCUCUCCCCGAUGAGAAAGACUCGGAACUGCACAAUCUGACCCAUGACGCGUGGCAGAAUCCGCUGGUGAACUAUGUGCAGAUAGCCAGAACCAUGCAGUUUAUAUUGGAUCAGCCGGCAAACUCUUCUGCUAAUGAGAUUACCGGGUUGUUGUUUCUCCAUUUCGAUGCUUGGAUCGAUCCCCUCUCCUUCGCCACCGAAGAUUUCUCCAAAAUCUGGAUAGCAUACACGCAAGCUUACGGGGGACCACAAUACAUCUGCGGCACCUCACGCGCCCAAUUCGGCGGCUGGGUCGGACUCAAUGCCGACCGGAACUGGCACUACCCCCUCCUUUCCGCACAAGUAGAUCUCGCGUCCGCAAACACGAGCUACAUCUUCAAUAAAGAUGAGUGGUGUAUUGGCUGGUCCGAUAUUUAUUAUAUCCCGAGAGAGUACUUUGCGGAUUAUGUGUAUCUGGCUGCGUUUUAUGGCGCACAAAAUGCGUUUCAUGAACUGGUCAUUCCGUCGAUUAUGCGGAUUAUUGAUCAGACGAGAAGAAGAAAAGACUUCAGCAGCAUUAUUAACUAUUUGGGCCACUGUUUUGGCGGGUGCUGCGCGCCGGGUGCUGAUAUGAAUCAACUGAUGAGCCAUCGAUGCGGUCAUAAACUUGAUUAUUUGGGUAAUUGGGAUGUCAUAAAUGCGCACUAUGAACGGCUGGAUAAAGAGGCUGAGAGGUUGGGAACGGAAGUGGAGGAGAGGGAGACGGUAAGAUGGGGGAACUUCUCGGCUUUUGGGAAGAGUUUGACAGAGGGGGAGAGGAGGAGGUUGGCGGAGAUGGUGGUUAGGCCGCCGCCGAAUCAUUGGAGGUGGGAUCAGAUUAAUUUUGCGUUUAAUGAGACUGGGUUGGAACCGCCUCCUGCUGCAGGGCCAGGUAAGGAAAGAAACGAGGGAGAGGCAAAAUCGGAGAGGAGUGUUGAUGAUGGAUCUGAAGGGACAGAGAACUCGAAGGAAUGGCUUGCGAGCUUGGUCUCAUCUAAAAUGCGCAAGCGCAAGUCGUCUAACGACAUGGUGGACGGUCUUUGGGCUUGGCGCGUAGUAUACCGCUCGCUGUGA